Messenger RNA from Athalia rosae (coleseed sawfly), 1994 nucleotides. Its product is annotated as serine protease snake-like. Bases 608 to 1777 code for a protein of 389 amino acids. Gene Ontology annotation, molecular function: serine-type endopeptidase activity. The transcript is spliced from 3 exons. The record is from RefSeq and is a predicted model, not a curated record. Gene Ontology annotation, biological process: proteolysis. NCBI's taxonomy places the organism in Eukaryota, Metazoa, Arthropoda, Insecta, Hymenoptera, Athaliidae.
GGUAUUAUUUCACAAUACAUAAAUAACCGCGACAUAAGGACGCUGGCGUUAUCUCGGAUCAACACACGUUCAGUCGCUUCACCGCGAACAUCAUCGAAAACGAGCACGUAACCAGUCUAAAAACAGUUCACCACAAAUCGCAUACCAACGUCGAAGGAGAGAGGGAACUGAAAGUUUUGCGCUCUUUGUGAUUCACCACUUCGUCACCGAGCGCGCUACUAUUUUAGCGUCCGUCAACAAUGACGUCAACGGGGCGCCAAGACGUUGAAAAAUUUCGGGGAAACAUUAACGACGCUUUUAAUUAAUCCUCGUCAAUGAUACUUCACACGGACGAUCGUUUCCUCGUGGUUCUGUACACCCACAGACUCGCGGUACAAAAGGAACGGUGCAACUGAAUUUCAGGAUCAUGGAGGAUUCGGGAAAACCCUGAACGAAUGUCAGAGUUCGUUGAACGUCGGUGCAGGACUUGGAAUUCGUCCGACCGCUGCAGUCGAGUGGCGCAGCUCGAGCAGUGCACGCGUUACGAAUAUAAGUGCAUCUUCCCGAUCUUCAUUCGGUGAUCACACCGAUCAAUUUCGUGAUUAUUUCAACGGUGAAUUAAACAGCGAUGGGCAAACUAUCGCCCUCCUUACCGCGGUUAUCCGCGCUUCUGAUCGCAACGCUUUACUUCGAUUUUUGCUCAGCGGAUAAUCCGGUCUUCCAGGACCACGGAUACUACGAGGGAAACCGAUGCGAUUUGGAAAACGGUCAGGGCGAAGGAGUGUGCGUGAAACUAACGGACUGUUCGUCCAGGAUGCAAGAGAUCAAGGACGGGAGGUACAGCGGGGCCGACCGCUGCGGUUUUGCCAAUUUCGAGGAAAUAGUCUGCUGCGCGGAGCGCUCCAGGUCCGCGAGAAAUUCGGGGGCUGCGGGUCCGACGAAGAGGGCCGCGGCAGCCGCCUGCGAGAACUACAAGAAAACGUUCGCCGAAAUCGAAGGGAACUCGCUGCUCUACGAGGGGGUAAAAUGGCGACACGUAGAAUAUCCCCAUAUGGUGGCCCUCGGGUACCCGGGGUCCGGGGGGGCCCAGGAGAAGCGGGAGGCGUUGGGAGGAAUGAGAUACAUUUGCGCCGGAGCCUUGAUUUCCCAGAAACACGUUCUGACCGCAGCCCACUGCGUCAGCAACGUUCGAGAACUGGUUCCCGUCGAGGCGAUUCUGGGCGCCACGUUAUACUCCGCCAUUCCUCUGCACCCGAAAUCAACGCAGCGAAUUCCAAUUUCCCGGAUCGUCGGUCAUCCCGGGUACAACCGGAGCUCCGAUCGCAACGACAUCGCGGUAUUGGAGCUCCGGGAUCUCGCCGUUUUCUCGAACCACGUUCGCCCCACCUGUCUGACCGCGGAGCCCCUCGAAAAACGAAAAUUAGGGAGCCGCCGUUCCCUCACCGCCCUGGGAUGGGGGGUCCCCGAUCCCGAGGACGCGGGCUCCUCGAGACUCAUCGUGGCCGGAGGCCUCGACGUCGUGGAGAGGAAGAGCUGCUCCAAGAUCUACGAGAAUUCCACAGCGAAUGGAUUUGACGACGGCGUGAUCUGCGCUGCCGAUCCGGUGAGGUGCGACGCUCUUCGGCGGAGCGACGGAGGUCCUCUCCUCGCCUCGGAGGGGCCGUUUUCGCCCGUCGUCGGGGUCGCGUCCUCGGGACAAUUUUGCGACGGAGGCAGAAGCUUUCCGGGAGUCUACGUUUCGGUUUACGAGCACCUCGGGUGGAUCGAGGAGCGGGUCUGGCCGGAGUCCAGUAAUUGAUCGUCGAUCGCUUCAUUUUCCUCGUCAUCGCAGAGAAGACGAAGGUCGUAGACGACGCGUCGGAGAACAAUGAGGAAAGAAUAUAAUUUAAUCGGUAGAAAGUCGCGUUAAUAUCAUCAGUCUAUAUACGUCAUUGUUGUGAAUAUCGCGUAUGUAUAACAUCGGAAUCAGGUUUUCGUUGGAACGUGUUCGUGCGCUGUAAAUGUAACUUCUCUUG